CACACACACACACACAGAGCAGACAUCUACACUACCAUCAUUUUCACAGUCUCUGACACAGGGGCUGAAUCAACCAGGUUGAAAUACUGAAGGAACACCAAUCUCAGAGGUCUGGUGUCUGAAUUUAGGUCUCCCCUGCUUACAUCUUGCUGGAAGUCCACCCUAAGAAAAUAUUGAUCAGUCCGCAACUAUGGAAUGCAACCAGACGUCGUGUCAGAUUGAUUUUACGAGAAACAGCAUUGUGCUCGCCGUCAUAUACAGUGUCAUCUUCAUUGUGAGCUUUACCAUGAACUGCCUUACCCUGUGGCUGAUUAUCCUGCAAGUCAAGCAGAGGAACGUCCUUGGUAUUUAUCUCCUUAGCCUGUCCAUAUCUGACAUUUUCUUUGUGUUGACCAUUCCUCUCUGGGUCCUUUAUUACUACAAUGGACACAAGUGGACAUUCAGCUGGGCCUUCUGUUAUAUGUCAGGGUUCAUAUUCUACUCCAAUGUCUACAUCAGUAUCUUCCUGCUCUGCUGCAUCUCAGUGGAUCGCUACCUGGCAGUGGUCUACCCCAUUGAGUCUCAGGGUUUCCGUCAGCCAGGAAAAGCAGUACAAGUUUGCCUGCUCAUAUUCCUGGUCGUCUUCGCCUUCCACCUGCUUGUCCUGCUUUACUCCAUCAGACAAGAUAGACAGCACAAGGCAGACAGCCAGACUUGCUUCGAGCACAUCCCUCUAAUCAGACCGGUGGCCAUCAGCAAUUAUUUCCGAUUCCUAUUGGGCUUUUUGCUGCCUGUCCUGGUCCUGAUUUUGUCAUACCAGAGGAUCUUCAAAGGAGUCCAGAAGAGCAUUACCCUGGGGAUCGAACAAAAGGCCAAAGUUAAGCUUAUUUCCAUAUCGGUCAUCAUCAUUUUCGUCAUAUGCUUCACCCCUUACCAUAUCAUCCUCUUGCUCCGAACCAUAAAUUUCACCCUGACCAACUGUAGUUGUGACUUUGAACAGAUGGUCUACUUGCCUUUCAAUAUUUCCUUGGCGUUGUCCAGCCUCAACAGCGCUGUGGACCCAAUACUCUAUGUGUUGGUCAGCAAUAGUGUCAAAAAGGAUCUGAGGAAAGCUUUCACCUCUGUUUGUUGUAUUGGUUUCACAAAGGAACAGACCAAAAAGGGGUCACCUAUCUCCCUGACCAAGACCACCGCCUUAAUCAGCCACAUGUGAUUGGGGGUGGGACACACGCAGAGUAACAGGAUGAUGGAAAGAUUUGGAGCUGGUGUUCACCAUAGCCCCUUUUCCAUUAGUCUAAAAGGGAGCGAUGAUCAGCUCUUGCUCCUGGUUCCUAGCUCCGAAGCCAGGAGGUGGAACCAUGCUAUGCUGACAAGCAGAAUGACUAAACUUUGGAGGGACUGGUGGACCCCAAGUAGUUUUCAAACCUGAUUUCAAGCAUCCCAUUUAAUGGGCUGCCCAGGCAAUGAGUGAUCAAGUGGUGGAACAGAGAUUUGCAAUAUCUCAGCUCUCUGUUCCUCUGCUGUGGACCUGGAGUUGAAUCAGAAGGUAAUCCCAUUAGAGCUGUGACUUAGCCCAAGGGGAUCCUCUUCAUGGUAACUCCAGCCCAGUGCAGGAAGUGAACCUGGGCUGUGAUUGUAGACCAACCUUCCAAGCUAAGCAACACCCAGCCCCAAAGUGGGGCUUGAACCGGUAACCCUGAGACUGAGAGCCCCGUGCUCUACCAACUGAGCUAACUACUUGACAGCUUGCAAGCCCAGACCUGGAAAUAUGAACUCAGUGAGGAGCACUGAAUCUCAACAAUACCCUGGGUGGUUUCAAACCUUCCUCCUUGAGUUCCGAGUUCAGCGUUUAGCAGUUCGGCUAAAGGAACUCAAAGAGGGUUUUGUACAGACUGAGAUACGUUACAGGAUGCAUUCACAGUGAAUUAAAACAAUUGCAUAUAUAAUGAACCAGCUAAAUUGCAUUUGUGAUGAGUUUGUCACCAUUGCGUGAAAUGAGAUGUAUAAUGAGAUGCGCAAACUUUGCCCAUAAUUUCAAUUGCACUGAUUAAAAAUUCAUUAAAAAAACCCAUUACAGUCA
Messenger RNA from Rhincodon typus (whale shark), 2059 nucleotides. Its product is annotated as probable G-protein coupled receptor 132. The transcript has 2 exons. NCBI's taxonomy places the organism in Eukaryota, Metazoa, Chordata, Chondrichthyes, Orectolobiformes, Rhincodontidae. Gene Ontology annotation, cellular component: membrane. Gene Ontology annotation, biological process: negative regulation of G2/M transition of mitotic cell cycle; G1/S transition of mitotic cell cycle; G protein-coupled receptor signaling pathway. Gene Ontology annotation, molecular function: G protein-coupled receptor activity. The record is from RefSeq and is a predicted model, not a curated record. Bases 191 to 1192 code for a protein of 333 amino acids.